Drosophila ficusphila is the source of this 509-nucleotide messenger RNA. Its product is annotated as cuticle protein. NCBI's taxonomy places the organism in Eukaryota, Metazoa, Arthropoda, Insecta, Diptera, Drosophilidae. The record is from RefSeq and is a predicted model, not a curated record.
UUGUCUCCCUUUCCAGCGACACAAGUCGAAGAAUCCCGCACCCAACCAAAAUGUUCAAAUUGUUCGUUCUCGCUGCUCUUUUGGCCGUGGCUGCUGCCAAGCCAGGCCAUCUGGCUGCUGCUCCUCUGGUUUACAGUGCUCCUGCUGCCACGACCAUCGUCCAGGAGCCCGUUUUGGCCAAGGUUGGAGCUGUGGUCAAGAGUGUGCCCACUGCCGUGAGCCACCAGAGCCUCACCCAGGUGCACUCCACCCCGGUGGUUGAGGAUGUGGUUGCGCCCGUGGUGAAGACCACCGCUGUUCACUCCGCUCCCGUCAUCGCCGCCGCUCCGAUUGUCAAGACCGUGGCUCCCGUCGCCUACUCCGCUCCCUUGGCUUACUCCGCCCCCGUUGCGUACUCCGCCCCUGUGGCCUACUCCUCCCCUCUCGCCUACCACGCCCCCCUCACCUACGCCGCCGCCCCCGCCCCCCUGCUGCACCGCCCCCUCACCUACGCCGCCAGCGCCUGGUAA